AUGGCGUCGAGUAGACCGAGCAUACAAGAAAGCAGUGCUGAACGCCAAGAGGGCCCUCCUCAGGGCGGGCCACCAUCAACGUCAGGAACUGGGUUGUUAAACCAGAGAGACGUGGAUGCGCUUCCACUAGCGGGAACGACCGGUGCGGAUGCUGGAACGUCGUCGGGGACAAUUAAAGUCGCGAGCCAGGAUCAUCAGGGUCGUUGCGACGGCCCGCCCUGGUCUACCUGGUGGCCCGGCUGCGUGAGGCGACCGACGACAACCGGCAGAGCCAUCACAACUCACUCUCAAUCAAGGACCGACGGAGCCGCGCACGGCCAUUGCCCGUGUGUCCGUGUGCGAAUCCCACGUUGCGCGGCCCGCACCCGUUCGCUCCCGCCGAGCCUCGCCCCCUCCUUCUCAACUUGCUUGAGAGAAACAAGACGAGCUGCCUCUUGGCAACCUAGUGCUGCGACAGCCGAGUCUAUGCAUGUUGUCUCCGGGGCGGGGGCAAGGAGGCUGUUUGUAAAUACUGUUUGUAAAUACCUGGCAGUCAACCACGGCGUCAUCGUUCCUAUACGGGUAACCUCUCCGACGUUGAACUGCCAAUGGCGGCCAGCGACACACUUCAGCGUGGGCCGGGAGGCACUGGUAGUUGGUUCGGUAUCACCAUGCUGCUCCGUUAUACCCUGUCCGGCAGUUGGUAGUUCAGCUGCGUCGAGGCGCCUCGACCCAAACCCGACAGAACCCUGGCAUGGGCAAAGCAGUUUCCACUCGCCAACUGACAUGGCCACCGUCACCCAUGUGGGACAUGAGGGUUCCAACCUUCCUGGUGAGGCUGGUUACCUUGGCAAACGAUGA
Molecule: messenger RNA, 840 nt
Organism: Purpureocillium lilacinum
Lineage: Eukaryota; Fungi; Ascomycota; Sordariomycetes; Hypocreales; Ophiocordycipitaceae
Source: RefSeq, a predicted model, not a curated record